Molecule: messenger RNA, 393 nt
Organism: Funneliformis geosporum
Lineage: Eukaryota; Fungi; Glomeromycota; Glomeromycetes; Glomerales; Glomeraceae
Source: the annotation of a GenBank genome assembly
AUGUCGUACAAUCCACAAUCCAAAUAUAUACAUCGUGAUCUUCACAGCGGAAAUGUAUUACUUGAUUCAAAUUUUAAAUGUCUGAUUGGAGACUUGGGAUUGUCACAACCGUCACAACCUACGAAUAAAAAAUUAGAUAAUGAAAUUUAUGGUGUUAUUCCUUACGUUGCGCCAGAAAUAUUGAGUGGUAAGCUAGUUUCUCAAGGAUCUGAUAUUUAUAGUAUGGCUGAACAAAAAAGAUUAAAAUUGAUAAGUUUAGAAAAACUUGGUCCCGAAUUUAGCGAAAAACCUCACCCAAAAGCAAUUUAUACAAGUAGGCCAUUAAGAUCCCUUAUUUCCAAGGUGUCAUCUAUUAAUACAACUUCAUCUGAAUCAUCCAAUACAGGCAUGUAA